Molecule: messenger RNA, 1600 nt
Organism: Manis pentadactyla (Chinese pangolin)
Lineage: Eukaryota; Metazoa; Chordata; Mammalia; Pholidota; Manidae
Gene: MED8
Product: mediator complex subunit 8
Exons: 7
Coding region: 131-1054 (307 amino acids)
Biological process (GO): regulation of transcription by RNA polymerase II
Cellular component (GO): mediator complex; core mediator complex
Molecular function (GO): RNA polymerase II cis-regulatory region sequence-specific DNA binding; transcription coregulator activity
Source: RefSeq, a predicted model, not a curated record
CGGCCGGAACCGGAAGUGAUCAGGAAGGCUGAGGUUUGAGUUUUCUUAUUGGUGGGAGAAGCCUUCCCAGAGCGGCUCGCGGACAUGGCAACCGGAAGAGGAACUGUUUGCCCCCUCCACUGCCGCAGCCAUGCAGAGGGAGGAGAAGCAGCUUGAGGCAUCAUUAGAUGCACUGCUGAGUCAAGUGGCUGAUCUGAAGAACUCACUGGGGAGUUUCAUUUAUAAGUUGGAGAACGAGUAUGACCGGCUGACCUGGCCCUCUGUCCUGGACAGCUUUGCCUUGCUCUCUGGACAGCUGAACACCCUGAACAAGGUCUUGAAGCAUGAAAAGACACCACUGUUCCGUAAUCAGGUCAUUAUUCCUUUGGUGCUGUCCCCAGACCGAGAUGAAGAUCUCAUGCGGCAGACUGAAGGACGAGUACCUGUUUUCAGCCAUGAGGUGGUCCCCGACCAUCUGAGAACCAAGCCUGACCCUGAGGUUGAAGAGCAAGAGAAGCAACUAACAACAGAUGCUGCCCGCAUUGGUGGUGAUGCAGCUCAGGUUGGAAAGCAGAUCCAGAGCUUGAAUAAAAUGUGCUCAAACCUUUUGGAGAAAAUCAGCAAAGAGGAACGAGAAUCAGAGAGUGGAGGUCUCCGGCCGAACAAGCAGACCUUUAACCCUGCAGACACCAAUGCCUUGGUAGCAGCUGUUGCCUUUGGGAAGGGACUAUCUAAUUGGAGACCUUCUGGCAGCAGUGGUCCUGGCCAGUCAGGCCAGCCAGGAGCUGGGACAAUCCUUGCAGGAACCUCAGGGUUACAGCAGGUGCAGAUGACAGGAGCUCCAAGCCAGCAGCAGCCAAUGCUCAGUGGGGUGCAGAUGGCCCAAGCAGGUCAACCAGGAUGGGAAAGGGAGAAGCUUGAGACAACCCCAGGUGGCAGUUUCCAUCUCUACCUGCCACUCGUGUUGUCCAGCAGCCUAGACCCUCAGUUCCUGUGGUUCUUAGCCGAUUCCCCUGCACCUCCCGAACUCUGCUCCCUCCACAGCCCUAUCUGCUUGCUCACUCACUGUGGAUAAAAUGAGAGUUCCUGUGGCCAGGAGUCUCACCUGGCCCUGGUUGACUAGCUCACUGCACACCUGUGGGCAAUACAUGGCUGCUGACUCUAUAUAAAGAGCUCCGCCCAGUGCUCUGGGCACGACACAGUGGCAUGGCUGCAAGGCUGCAGGAGAGCAGAGCAGAGGCUAGAGUGGUGGCAGCACCGAGGACAGAGGCCCAGAGGAUGGCUGUGCGGGAUGACUGUGCAGAGAGGCCCAGAGGAUGGCUGUGUGGGACGACUGUGCAGAGAGGCCCAGAGGACGGCUGUGCAGACAGAGGGGCCCAGAGGACAGCUGUGCAACAGAGGGGCCCAGAGGAAGGCUGUGCGGGACGGCUGUGCAGAGAGGCCCAGAGGAUGGCUGUGUGGGACGACUGUGCAGAGAGGCCCAGAGGACGGCUGUGCAGACAGAGGGGCCCAGAGGCAGAGACCGGCUUGCUGCAUGCAGACUUGCUCUGAGUGGAUGGGAUUCUAGUGACUGACCUGCCACCUGGAAAUAAAGUUGGGUAUCACCCUUUCACCCCAAGAA